AUGGCUCGCUUCAGUCUCUCAUUCAUUUCCGUUUUCCUCCUCCUCGCGGUCCUCGCUCUCUCCAUGCCCGCCCAGCGCGGUGGGCAAGCCCCAAGUCAACCGCUUGGGCUCAAUGGUGCUAUUAAUGAAUUGAGGCAUCCCGCCAGGUCGGUGAAUGCUCCUGACGGCAAGAACAGCAACGAAAAGGAGAAAAUGGAGGCCAAGGUCGCUGCCAAGCUGGCUGAAAAGGCCGGGGUUGCUAACACGCCUACUCCCGUUGCAACCCGUACCGACGAGUCAAAGCCCAAGUUUACUGGCUUGGGCAGGAUUCCUUUGAUCGGUUCCGUAAUCGGUGAUAACCUAUGA
Penicillium coprophilum is the source of this 345-nucleotide messenger RNA. RefSeq lists its product as uncharacterized. The record is from RefSeq and is a predicted model, not a curated record. The transcript is spliced from 2 exons. Lineage: Eukaryota; Fungi; Ascomycota; Eurotiomycetes; Eurotiales; Aspergillaceae. Bases 1 to 345 code for a protein of 114 amino acids.